Suncus etruscus (white-toothed pygmy shrew) is the source of this 1025-nucleotide messenger RNA. RefSeq names its product histone-lysine N-methyltransferase PRDM9-like. Gene Ontology annotation, biological process: regulation of cytokine production; regulation of immune system process; negative regulation of transcription by RNA polymerase II. Lineage: Eukaryota; Metazoa; Chordata; Mammalia; Eulipotyphla; Soricidae. The record is from RefSeq and is a predicted model, not a curated record.
AAGAAAGCUCCAUAUAUUUGGCUAGUAUGACUAAGCAUAGAAGAAUUUCAACAGUGUUUUCUAGACUACCUACCAGACAAUUAGGUAGCUCUAGUAAACAGGUGACAGUGGAGGAAGUCUUUAACAUAGGCCUGAAAGAAAAUCCAAAAGACACAGGUGGAGUAGUUCCAGGGAUAGACUUGCCAAUAAUUUUAAGAGACAAGUAUGUAAGGCCUGAGCAAGGCUUCAACGAUGGAUCAAAUCUCAUCACACAUCAAAUGACUCACACUGGGCAGAAGCUCCAUGUUUGCAAGGAGUGUGGCCGUGGCUUCAGUCUGAGGUCACAGCUCAUCACACACCAGAGAACACACACAGGAAAGGAGCCCUAUGCUUGCAAGGAAUGUGGGUGUACCUUCAGUCAGAGAUCAAAUCUCAUCACACACCAGAGAACACACACAGGAGAGAGGCCCUAUGUUUGCAAGGAGUGUGGGCGUGGCUUCAGUGAGAGCUCACGUCUCACCAGACACCAGAAAACACACACAGGAGAGAAACCCUAUGUUUGCAAGGAGUGUGGGCGUGGCUUCAGUGAGAGGUCAAGUCUCAUUACACACCAGAGAACACACACAGGAGAGAAGCCUUAUGGUUGCAAGGAUUGUGGACGUGGCUUCAGUGAUAGGUCACAGCUCACCAGACACCAGAGAACACACACAGGAGAGAGGCCCUAUGUUUGCAAGGAAUGUGGGCGUGGCUUCAGUCAGAGGUCAGGUCUCAUUACACACCAGAGAACACACACAGGAGAGAAGCCCUAUGCUUGCAAGGAGUGUGGGCUUACCUUCAGUCAGAGGUCAGGUCUCAUUACACACCAGAGAACACACACAGGAGAGAAGCCCUAUGUUUGUGGGGAGUGUGGGCGUGCAUUCAGUGUUAGGUCACAGCUCAUCACACACCAGAUCACACACGGGGAGAAGCCCUAUUUUUGUGGGGAGUGUGGCCAUGGCUUCAGCAUGAGUGCAAGUCUCAUCAGACACCAGAGGACACACAGUUGA